Molecule: messenger RNA, 6780 nt
Organism: Ustilaginoidea virens
Lineage: Eukaryota; Fungi; Ascomycota; Sordariomycetes; Hypocreales; Clavicipitaceae
Exons: 6
Coding region: 1-6780 (2259 amino acids)
Biological process (GO): secondary metabolite biosynthetic process; fatty acid biosynthetic process
Molecular function (GO): 3-oxoacyl-[acyl-carrier-protein] synthase activity; fatty acid synthase activity; oxidoreductase activity
Source: RefSeq, a predicted model, not a curated record
AUGUCUGCAAUCACUGAGAAAUGGACAGAGCCCAUCGCUAUUGUUGGCAUGUCUUGCCGACUCUCGGGAGAUGUAAUGAGCCCAGAUGAUUUAUGGACACUCUUGUCCAGAUCGCGAGAUGGAUGGAUGCCUGUGCCAUCAGACCGAUUCUCGGCAGACGCUUUCCAUCACCCCAAUCCUCAGAAGGCCGGCUGUUUCAACGUCCAGGGUGGAUAUUACAUGAGGCAGGACUUAUCACAAUUUGAUGCGCCGUUUUUCAACAUUACGAAACAAGAGGCCAUGGCCAUGGAUCCUCAGCAAAGACAGCUCCUUGAGUGCACAUAUCAUGCCCUCGAGAAUGCCGGCAUGUCUCUCAGGUCUAUUGCUGGGAGUAAGAUGGGUGUUUUUGUAGGCGGCAAGGCCUCCGAUUACCGCGUUAGUACACUUAGAGACCUUAACCAGGUUCCCAUGUUCGAUGCCACAGGCAAUAGUCCGUCUCUACAAGCAGGCCGAAUCUCUUACUUUUUUGACCUGCGUGGACCUUGUUUCUCAGUAGAUACUGCCUGCUCAUCGAGCUUGAUCGCACUACAUGCCGCUGUCCAGAGUAUCCGUAACGGGGAAUCCGACUCUGCUAUCGUGGCCGGCGCCAACUUGCAUCUGCAACCAGAUGAGAUGGUGGCCAUGUCCAUGCUGGGUAUCCUGAAUGAGCACGGAAAGACCUAUUCCUUUGACCAUCGCGCGAAGUCAGGUUUUGCAAGAGGCGAGGGCGUUGCCUGCUUAGUCCUGAAAGCAGCUUCCCAAGCUCUGAAGCACCAGGAUUCAGUUAGAUCAUUGAUUGUCGGCACUGGGACAAACCAAGACGGAAAGACUGUUGGUAUUUCCGCACCCAACGGCGAAGCCCAGGAGCAACUAAUUCGAGAGAUUUAUGCCCGCUCCGGGAUCUCAACCGAUGACGUUGGAUUCAUUGAAGCGCAUGGAACAGGCACCAAAGUCGGUGACCCCAUCGAAGCACACGCUAUUCACCGCGUCUUCGGGGGCGGCAGAAGUAAAAGGCUUCCUUUGUACAUGGGCUCGGUCAAGAGCAAUGUCGGUCACCUCGAGAAUGUGAGUGGCAUUGUGUCCGUCAUCAAGGCGGCACUGAUGUUGGAAAAACGUUUGGUUUUGCCAAACAUCAACUUUGAGAGAGCAAACGAAGCUAUCCCGCUCGAUGAGUGGAAAAUUGAGAUUCCCACCGUGCUGCGGCCCUGGCCUUCUGGCAAACGCUUCGUCAGUGUUAACAACUUUGGGUUUGGAGGGUCCAACGCCCACGCUGUUCUGGAGGGGCUGCCUUUUAGUAGAACUAGACAUCUCCCUGAAAAGGCCGAGCUCCGCGUCACCCGGUCUAAACUCAUUGUCCUCUCAGCAUUUGACGAAACUGCAGCAAACCGGGUGGCAUCUCAACUUGGCGUGUACAUUGAGCAGCACCCGGAAGUCUUCGAAAAGCGCAUCCUCGGCGACAUUGCCUAUACGCUCGGUCAACGCCGCUCACAUCUCCCUUUGCGCAUGGCUUUUGCUGUGUCAAGCUGCAGUGAUCUGGCAGCCAUGCUUAAUGGAUGCCAAACCGCUCCUCGUCGCGCUUUCAAGACACCAAAGAUUGCCUUUGUUUACACGGGACAGGGUGCUCAAUGGCCUGAGAUGGGCAAGCAAUUGUUGGAGUCUCACAGCGCCUUCUCAGAUGCCGUCCAUUCUGCUGCUGCACACCUCGUAUCUAUUGGGGCAGAUUUUGACUUGGUCGAGGAGCUGCGCAAAGACGAGGCGACCUCCCGUGUUAACCAGGCACACAUCUCUCAACCCAUCUGCACCGCGGUUCAGAUCGGUUUAACGAACCUCUUCAGCUCCUGGGGAGUCAAACCUGCGGCUGUAGUCGGUCACUCAAGUGGAGAGAUUGGUGCCGCGUAUGCCGUGGGGGCAAUCUCCAUGGAACACGCCAUUGAAACAGCUUACUUUCGCGGAAAAGCCGUGUCGAGGAUGAAGUCAAGGUUCGAGGGAGUCCGAGGUGCAAUGCUUGCUGUUGGCGAGGGCAUGGUAGAGGUCAAGAGGAUCGUCAAAGCCAUGCAACUGCACCAAAUUCAGGUUGCCUGUGAAAACUCACCACGCUCAGUCACUAUUUCUGGUGAUGAACAAGAAGUAGACGCAUUGAGGGCAGAGCUCGACGCAAAGUCCGUCUUCAACCGAAAGUUGCGCGUGGAGGUCGCGUAUCAUUCCCCACACAUGAUGCUGGUCGCGGACGACUACAUGACGUCCAUCAAGGACACCACAGCACAGCACACCGAGGGGGCAAGCUUCUACUCUUCUCUUGUGGGCAAAAGGCUCCACAACCAUGCGGCCCUUGGCCCGUCGUACUGGGUCGACAACUUGACCCAGCCUGUCCUCUUCUCUACUGCUCUGAAGGAGCUGUACAUUCAAGAGAAGCCAAACAUCAUUCUUGAGGUUGGACCACACGCUGCUCUUGAAGGACCUGUCAAGCAGACUCUGACUGGAAUCAACGACGCUGCCGCUUCUGCAGUAAAAUAUGUUCCGACACUGGUCCGCAACCAAGACGACACCCUUGCCGCUCUUCAGUCAGCGGGCAACCUCUUCGUCAACGGCUGCGAGUUGGACUUUGGCGCUGUUAAUCAGGAGAGUCUGUUUGGACAAUCACCGGCACUGAUCAAGGACUUUGAGCCUUAUCCUUUUACACAGCACAAGUACUGGUUCGAGAGCAGAAUCGCCAAGCAGCACCGGUUGAAGCCGUUCCCUCGCCACGACCUCCUUGGCCUCCUGGAAGAUGUUUCCAGUGACAUUGAGCCGUCUUGGGUGAAUACCCUGACAUUAGAUGACGUUCCUUGGUUAAAGGACCACCGCAUGCAGUCCCUGACGACCUUCCCCUUCGCCGGUUAUCUCUGUAUGGCCGUUGAGGCGGCUUUCCAGAGGGCUCAGCUUCGUGGGAUCCAGUCUGACCAGAUUGCUGGAUUUCGCUUCCGCGAGGUUCAGGUAUCAAAGGCCCUCAUCAUGGAUGAUGGCUCCGACUACGAGACGCACAUGACCCUGAAGUCUUAUGCGGAGGGCACAAGAUCAUACUCGAACGACUGGGAUGAGUUCCGGAUCUCUUCUUGGAUUCCUUCCAGAGGGUGGCUGGAGCAUUGCCGAGGUCUUGUGGGAGUCACGAAGCCGCAGGGGGAAAAUCCCGUUCAUAGCUCGUCUUCACAACAGACCAAGGCCCGUAGGUCGAAAAUGGCUGCCAUGGUUGAUGGCCAUCUUGACCUGAACACCUUCUACGCCGAGCUUUGUGACUUGGGGGCUAGUUACAACUCUGUCUUUACCAUGAGCCCGGCUAGUAGCCUUCGGGCAGAGGGUAACUAUUCUGCCGCCAAUGUAUUUGUCCCCGACACCGCCGAACUAAUGCCGUUUGCCCACGAAAAAGACUCGAUCCUGCCCACCGCUUUCAUGGACCUCUUCUUCCAGCUAACAUUUGCGAUUCUCGGUGCCGGAAAGGGUCGGAUGUCUUCGCUACACGUGCCGUCUGCCAUCAAAAAAGUCACCAUUCAACGAACAGUUCCGAGGAAGCCUGGGACUGGUGUACAGUCGAUUGCUUAUACUUCACAAGACUUGUCAGCUCCUGGCCCAGUUGACUUUGUUGUUGAGGCCUGGAGCGAAGGGCUGGCAGAACCUGUCGUCGAGCUCGAGGGACUCAGAAUGACAGCGGUGCAUGGUGACUCUCCAGAGGCUGCCGGACCUCAUUCGCUAUGCUACAGCAUUCAGUGGGAACCUGCAUCCACGUCCUCGAAAGUCGCAAACAGUCGAACAGACAAGGAUGCUGAAAGGCUGAGCAAUGGCAACGGUCAUGGACUCGCCCAUGGAAAUGGACGAGUAGAAGGAAGCGGUGCAAAUUCGGCCUCAAAUGGCACAAAUGGUGGUCCAGUGGUUGGCAGCAAUGGUCGGCACAACGGCCACUCGCAGGCCGAAGCCAAUAGUAAUGCAGUCGGACACGCGACGGCUCAAUCUGACGGCCACGUUCAACAACCCGGGUAUCCGGGUGGGCCUAUGAUUGAGCUUAUAACCGGCAACACUCUAGAUGAAGAGCUUCUUGCCGCCUUGGCAAAUCUUGUUGACCUCAAGACAGGCCAAAAGCCUCCAGUCUCAACGUUCAUGAACAUCGAGCCAUCGAUAUCCAAGCAAUACAUCUGCCUCGUCGAACUCGAGGAACCUCUGCUGACGCAGAUGAAUAAGGAGAAGUUUGACAAGCUCAAAGCUCUUCUCAUCUCUAGCAACUCGCUUCUAUGGGUCACCAGCGGCGCUUGCCGGUACGCGGAAAUGCCGCAGAAGAACAUUUCUCUCGGCCUGCUGCGGACGGUACGGUCGGAGAUGAACAAACCCGCCGCCAGCAUUGACCUAGAUCCACAAUCCGACCUUUCGGCCGUGGAAAGGGCAGGUCUCAUCCUUGAAGCCCUGAAGUACUCGCUGGAGACGCCGACAGGCGGUGGCCCGGUCGACUAUGAGUUUGCUGAGCAAGCCGGCAAGCUGGUGGUGCCUCGCGUUUUUGAGCAUGAGGGCAUGAAUCUAGCCGUGUUCCGCGACACCCAAGCGUCUCAGCCCUACCCUCAAUCCUGGGAGCAAGCCAAUCGCCGCCUCAAGAUCAAGGUUGGCACCCUUGGAGCUUUGGACUCGCUCUACUGGGAUGAGGAUGAGGCGAAGCCCCUGGGUAACGACGAGAUCGAGCUCAAGGUCGUUGCUACCGGAAUGAACUUUAAAGACGUCAUGGUUGCAAUGGGUCAAGUGACGAGUCCUCAUCUCGGCGUCGAGUGUAGCGGAGUCGUCGCCCGGACUGGCGCUGGGGUCUCGUCGCUUAAGCCUGGGGACCGUGUUUGCGCAGUAUCCUUUGGAGCGUACAGCACAUUCGCACGAUGCCCUGCCACAAGCGCUGCUGUGAUUCCGGCUGGCAUGAAUUUUGAAAUUGCUGCUUCUAUUCCCGUUAUCUACAGCACCGCCUACUAUGGCAUGCUUGAGCUGGCGCGCACGGGGCCGGGGGAGAAGGUUCUAAUCCAUGCGGCCUCGGGCGGCGUAGGACAGGCGGCCAUGCAGCUUGCACAGAUGAUUGGCGCCGAGGUAUUCGCCACGGUGGGUAGCUUCGAGAAGAAGCAGUUCAUCAUGACGACCUACGGCGUUGCAGAAGACCGCAUCUUUUACAGCCGGGAUGCCUCCUUUGGAGCGUGCGUGAAGGAGGCAACGGGCGGAGCUGGUGUCGACGUAGUCAUCAACUCUCUGGCCGGCGACCUUCUUCGCGAGUCGUGGGAGUGUCUCGCGCCGUUUGGUCGCUUCGUCGAGAUUGGAAAGAGGGACAUCACCUCGAACACGCGGCUAGAGAUGGCGAUAUUUGACCACAACUGCUCGUUCCAUUCGGUCGAUCUGGCCCUUGUCGCCGAGAAGCGGCCUAGACUCAUGGGCAGGAUCCUGACUGCUGUUAUGAAACUUAUUUCCAGCCACGUUGUCAAACCAGUCAGCCCCAUCAACGUGGUUGGAAUCUCUGACGUGGAAAGCGCCUUGCGAAAGUUGCAGAGCGGCAAGACUACCGGCAAAGUGGUUGUAAAGCAUAACCCAGCAGACCAAGUAAAGGCUGUUCAUCCUGCUGAAAAGCCGUCCUCCCUGCACAAGAAUGCAAGCUACAUCAUCGUUGGUGGUACUGGCGGCCUCGGCCGGGCCAUAUCUCGGCGGCUGGUGAGUCGUGGCGCUGGCCACAUAGUUCUCUUGUCUAGAACGGGCAGCAUGACUGCGGAACUUGCGGAGUUGGCCAAGGACGGCGAGCGGCUUGGAGGGGAAAUUCAUGUUCGACGCUGCGACGUAGGCUGCGAGCAAGACGUACAGAACCUCUUGGCAGAUAUGAAGAAGACAUUGCCUCCUGUUCGCGGUGUCAUCCACGCCGCCAUGGUCCUCAGGGACAUGCUGUUUGAGUCGAUGACGUUUGACGAUUACGACGCCGUGGUCCGGUGCAAGGUCUCUGGGGCCUGGAACUUGCACAAGGCGCUGGAAGACACCCAGCUGGACUUUUUCGUCGUCCUCUCCUCGGUUGCCGGCAUCGUCGGCAACCGAGGACAAGCUGCCUACGCGGCUGCCAACACGUUUCUGGACGCGUUUGCGUCGCACCGGCGAAGCAAGGACAUGAAGGGCACCUCGCUCAACCUCACAGCCGUCACCGACGUCGGCUACCUGGCGGAAAAGGCAGCCAGGCAGGAAAAGGUGCUCAAGACCCUUUCGGGGGCCACCAUGACUGGCGACGAAGUGCUGGCAUUAAUCGACGCAGCAAUCGACGGCCGGGUGUCUGCGACGUGCAACGGCCAGUGCAUCACCGGGCUGAGCUUCUCGGACCCGUCCAACCUGCCGUUUUACGCCGCGGACGGCAAAUUCAGGCACCUGAGCGAGGCGGCGCUCGCGCAGCGUCUCGACGCAGCCGGGCCGCACCACGCCGCCGACGUGCCCAUGGCGGAGAAGAUUCGCCAGGCGCCGGACCUGGAGACGGCGCAGGAGAUUGCCACGGGCGGCCUGCGCGACAAGCUGGGCUCCAUCCUCAUGAUUCCGGCCGAGGUCAUGGAGACGCAGCAGGCAAGCACGUCGGUCAUGGCCUUUGGGCUGGAUUCGCUGAACGCGAUUGAGCUGCGCAACUGGAUAGGCAAGGAGUUGCAGGCGCAUCUGCAGGUGCUGGAGCUGCUCACAGUAGGAGGGCUGAGCGACCUAGCGGGUCUGGCGUUGAGAAAGAGCCGUAUCAAAGGGGCAUGGGCGGCAGGUUGA